CAGGGGAGGGGCGCGGAGGGCGGCGCGUCUCGUCCCGUCCCCCCGCCGCCGCUGCCGCCUCCUCCUCCUCCUCCUCCACCUGCUGCCGCUGCGCCAGUAGCUGGCUGGGGGGAGCCGCCCGCCUCAUCCCCGCGGGGCCUCUUUGUGCUGCUGCUCCAGAGCUGCCCUCAGCCAGGCGGCUGCGUCAGGGCCCCGCCGCUGCGGCCGCCCAGAGUCACCCCGCGGACGGAGAGCCGCCGCCUCGCCCCCUCCCCCGUCCCCGCUCCGCCAUUGCUGCGCGGGCCACGGCGGAACGACGCCUCGCCGCCCCCCGAGGAAGGACCGGGAGCCGCGGCGCAGAACAUCCCUCUAUCCUGGAAGAAUGGUGAAACUGGGGAAUAAUUUCAGUGAGAAGAGCACAAAGCAGCCCCUUUUGGAGGAUGGAUUUGACACCAUCCCCCUGAUCACACCCUUGGAUGUCAAUCAGCUCCAGUUCCCACCUCCUGAUAAGGUUGUGGUUAAAACAAAAACAGAAUAUGAACCUGAUCGCAAGAAGGGGAAGUUCCGUACUCCUAAAAUAGCUGAAUUCACAAUCAGCAUCACUGAAGGGGUUUCAGAAAGGUUUAAGGUAACCGUGCUGGUCCUUUUCGCCCUUGCGUUCUUAACAUGUGUUGUAUUUCUGGUAGUCUACAAGGUUUACAAGUAUGAUCAUACCUGUCCAGAAGGAUUUGUUUUCAAGAAUAAUCAAUGCAUUCCAGCUGGGUUGGAAAACUACUACUCUGAACAAGACUCCAGUGCUCGAGGGAAAUUUUACACAGUCAUAAACCACUACAAUCUGGCCAAACAAACCAUCACGCGCUCAGUGUCCCCGUGGAUGACAGUACUGUCGGAAGAGAAACUAUCUGAACAGGAGACUGAAGCUGCGGAGAAAUCAGCUUAGUAUGAUAAGCUAAUUAUUAACACUAUGUCAUUUGAAGGUAACUAAGGGACUUUAAGGAACUUUUCAUUAAAUAUAAUUACGGAUACUUUAGAGGUUACUCAUGUUUAUGGUGCAAUUGCUUCCGUUUGCUGAUACUGCUUUGCAAAAAAAAAAAAAAAAGAAAAAAAAAGGAAAAA
Molecule: messenger RNA, 1095 nt
Organism: Phalacrocorax carbo (great cormorant)
Lineage: Eukaryota; Metazoa; Chordata; Aves; Suliformes; Phalacrocoracidae
Source: RefSeq, a predicted model, not a curated record